UGGUGAAACAACCGUCUGCUCUCGGCCAGUUAACACUGGCAUCACAGCUUUCACGGCCCCUCUCAGCCCUUUUCAGCAUUGUGGUGUACCAAAGCAGAUUUACCUUCAAUAACCAUUUAUUAAAUCUCUAUCCAUUAGACUCUGAGGCCUCAAGAGCUGGCUGCAUUAAGCCUGAUUAUGGGAUGCCCGGCAGAGGAAAAGGGUCUAUGUGUCAAGUGUGUCAUCAAGUGAUUUAUAUCCCUGGCUGGAAUAUCUGUCUUGUCAGUUGAGUGAAAGCUGCAGAGAGGGGAGAGAAGCACUCAGACCUGCACUGAUGGAGAAUCCAUUCAAGAUGGACACUAAGGGCCAGGCUGGCACUUUUAAAAGAUCCUCCCUCAAACGCAGCACAUCUGGCUCACAAAAGGCACAGAAAGCUUGGAUUGAGAGGACAUUCCUGAAAAGGGAAUGUGUUCACAUAUUUCCCAGCAAGGACCCAACCAGAUGUGCCUGUGGUCAGCUGGUGACGCAACACGUGGCCAUCCCUCCUGGUGCCAAUUCCAUAGCAGAGGCGACCCCACUGGUGCAAAUCGAGACACCGAAUGAUAAGUGGAGUGUGGUGAAGCACACCAGGACCUACCCUACAGACUCUUAUGGGAUCAUUGAGUUUCAGGGAGGAGGAUUCAUCAACAAGGCAAUGUACAUUCGAGUCUCUUAUGACACCAAGCCUGACAACCUCCUGCAUCUGAUGGUGAAGGACUGGCAGCUGGAGCUGCCCACGCUGCUCAUUUCGGUGCAUGGGGGUCUCCAGAACUUUGAUCUCCAACCCAAACUCAAGCAAGUGUUUGGCAAAGGCCUGAUAAAAGCAGCCGUCACCACUGGAGCUUGGAUCUUCACGGGCGGAGUGAACACAGGCGUGAUCCGUCACGUUGGGGAUGCCUUAAAGGACCAUUCAUCCAAGUCGCGAGGGAAGGUGUGUGCAAUAGGGAUUGCUCCUUGGGGCAUCUUGGAGAACAAAGAGGAUCUCAUUGGAAAAGAUGUGACCAGACCCUAUCAAUCGAUGGGAAACCCACUGAGUAAGCUGGCAGUGCUCAACAGCAGCCAUUCUCAUUUCAUCCUCACCGACAACGGAACCUGUGGGAAGUAUGGCUCUGAGGUCAAACUCCGUCGACUGUUGGAGAAGCACAUCUCCUUGCAGAAGAUCAACACUCGUUUGGGUCAGGGUGUUCCUCUUGUGUGCUUGAUAGUGGAGGGAGGUCCCAAUGUCAUUUCCAUCACCUUAGAGAGCCUAAGGGAUGAGCCUCCCAUCCCCGUGGUGGUCUGCGAUGGCAGCGGCCGCGCCUCAGACAUCAUAUCCUUCGCACACAAGUUCUCAGAGGAUGGAGGGUGAGGUCUCAGAUAAUUCGUCUCUCGCAACGCCUUGGUGGUAUUCUCGGGUCAAAGAAGUUUUAAAUAUGAUUUAUCAAUCCUCUCCUGAAGCCUGGUUAACGAUGAUGUCCGAGACCAGCUCUUAGUCACAAUCCAGAAGACGUUUAAUUAUAGCAAAAGCCAGUCUCAGCAGAUCCUGCUCAUG
Molecule: messenger RNA, 1549 nt
Organism: Poecilia latipinna (sailfin molly)
Lineage: Eukaryota; Metazoa; Chordata; Actinopteri; Cyprinodontiformes; Poeciliidae
Product: transient receptor potential cation channel subfamily M member 1-like
Exons: 8
Coding region: 314-1366 (350 amino acids)
Biological process (GO): monoatomic cation transmembrane transport; metal ion transport
Cellular component (GO): plasma membrane
Molecular function (GO): calcium channel activity
Source: RefSeq, a predicted model, not a curated record